UGGGCGCUGACACCACGAGUCACUGGUGAUGCGUCUCAACCGACGUUCUACGAUCGCCGUGAACCAAGUGGUGGGCGACUAGGACAUGGGCCCGCUUGUUUAGGACGGCAAGAUGCCCAUCCCGCCGCCCUUAUCGCGAGAAGACUUCAAGAUCACCAUCAUCUGUGCCCUGACGCUGGAGGCUAAGGCUGUCGUACAGCUUUUCGACGCCAUCUACGACGAGAACCUCGACCAAUACCAAAAGGCGCCUGGCGAUAACAACACAUACACGCUGGGAAGCAUUGGGAAAUAUCAUGUGGUCCUUGUUUAUAUGCCCGGGCCUGGCAGAGGGUACGCCUCCAGUGUGGCAACAAAUGUCAAGAGGAGCUAUGCCUGUCUAGAGCUGGCGCUUGUUGUGGGUGUGUGCGGGGGUGUCCCAUACACGAAGAGCCAGACAUUCGAACGACAAGAUGUCUUGCUAGGAGAUGUGGUUGUGAGCAAGGGCGUGGUGCAGUAUGAUCUCGGACGCCUCCAUCCUACAGAAUUCGUCCGCAAGAACACCGCGCUCGCCAACCUCCCAAGACCGAGGCCGGAGAUUCUUUCGUUUCUGAAAAAGUUGGAGGUGGGUUAUGAGCGGCUGAUCAGUCGACUAGCCACUUAUCUAGCCAAUGUUCAGAAGAAGUUCCCAAGCGGCUAUCCGGGCGCCGAGAAGGAUAGGCUAUUUAGCCCUGAGUACAAACAUCAAGCGACGAACUGCAAAUGUGCUGAAUACACCCACUACGAUGAUGGCAUCGUUGCUCGUCAGGGAGAUCACGCACGGCAUGAUCAGGGAGCAGUGGUGCAUUUCGGCCUUGUCGCGUCUGGAGACACGGUCAUGAUGUCCGCCCAUGACCGCGACCGAAUCUCUGAAGUCGAAGAUAUUAUUGGGUUCGAGAUGGAAGGCGCAGGUGUCUGGGAAAAUCUUCCAUGUAUUGUGAUAAAGGGUGUUAGCGAUUAUGCCGACAGUCACAAAACAAAGGAAUGGCAGCACUUCGCGGCGGCCAGUGCAGCAGCAUGUACGCGGGCGAUUUUGGAUGAGACUCCAGUUUAUUUGCAGAACCAAUCGACUGGCAUUUCUAACAACCUCAGUCAAAGCAUGCCGGUGGCACCUUCCAGGAAAAGGCCAGCUGCAGAGAUCAGCGAAUCUAGCUACGAAGACGACUUUUAUAUUGAGUCGUUGACGUUCCCACAAGCUCAAUUUCGUCUAGAGGAAAUAAGCUCGGCCCAUGAGAAGACUUGCGAGUGGAUAGUUGGACGCCCUGAGUACCUGUCAUGGAUGAGUGAGGAAUCUUUGCCAAACCAUGGGGGUUUUUUCUGGAUCAGAGGAAAGCCCGGCGCGGGGAAGUCGACUAUCAUGAAGUACCUGCUACUGAACGCAAAGAAAGAGCUUCUUGAUACUGUCAUCCUGUCCUUCUUCUUUCACGCUCAGGGCACUCUCUUGGAAAGAUCUGUCAUGGGGAUGUAUCGAUCAUUAUCACACCAGCUGUUGAAUUCUAGGGUGCCAUCUGACGCUAGAAAUGCAUUCCUCAAUGUGGCCAAACGUCUUGAGCUCCAAGAUGGCAAUCUUAUCUGGACGAAAAGAGAUGUGAAGAACUUGUUGUCGUUGACCAUCAAGUCUUUGCAGGGGCGCCGUAUACUGUUUCUGAUUGAUGCAGUAGACGAGUGUGAUCAAAGGGAGGUUGAAGAUAUGACAACAUUCUUUCAAGAGCUUGGGAAAUCCGCAGUCGAACAUAAGGUCUAUCUGAGAAUCUGCUUGGCAAGCCGCCACUAUCCACACAUCACCCUUGACAAAGGAAUUGAGGCCAUCGUUGAAGAUCAGCAGGAGCACCAAGAUGACUUGAGAAAAUACGUUGAGACAAAGCUGAAAGGUGGUCGGUCAAGUCUUAUCCGAGGUAUCAGAAAUGAAAUUUGUGAAAGAGCAGAUGGAGUUUUCCUGUGGGUUAUGCUUGUUGUUCGUUCAUUAAAUGAGGCCUUUGACAGAGGCAAUAUAAGCGCCUUGCGAAAACGACUGGACGAAAUACCGGCUGGCCUCGAUAAUCUUUUCACGGACAUCCUGACACGAGAUCAAAAAGACAUGCACGUGCUCAUAUUCAGCCUUCAGCUCAUUCUUUUUGGCCGCCGGAGCCUGACAAGAGAGGAACUCUAUUUCGCUGUCCUGUUCGAGAAGACAAAUGCCAUUGAAGACUAUAUCGAUCCAGAGUUGCAUUCAACCACGGUCAUGGACAGACUGGUGCUUGAUGUUACCAAAGGCCUUGCUGAGAAUGCUAAGCAAAGCGGCAGAGCAAAGCCUCCUCGUGUUCGUUUCAUCCACGAGUCCGUUCGAGACUUCUUACUUCGGAGGAAUGGCUUGGCUAUAAUCCAGUCCCAAAGAAAUGACUCCACAAGCUUCAUUGGAUUGUCUCAUGAUCAUCUGAAACAAUUCUGUUUUGAUUAUAUUUCUGGGAUACUAUCAGGCAGAGAAUUUCUGCUGUCGAGAUAUACGCCGCAAUCCAUACAGGAAGCCUUCCCUUUCCUUGACUACGCUAUUCGCAAUGUCCUCGAACACAGCGAUUUGGCACAAGCAGAGGAAAUCCCUCAAAAGGAGUUUCUAUCCGCAUAUUCCAACCGGUUCAAUGACUUCAAACGCGUCUACAAUGUUGUUGAAAAGUAUGCAACACGACAAUACAAGGAUGACUGGUCACUCCUUUAUGUCAUGGCCCAUUGCGACCUGAGUUAUCUCAUACAAGUCCAACUUGGUGAAUCGCAUGCUUGGCAUUUGGGCGGCCAAUAUCUGUGUCCAAUGGGUGUCGCGUUUCGCAAUGGAAACAUGACGUCCGUUCGAGCUCUUUUGGGACUGCAGCCGGAUUCACAACCCCAAAGUUUGAAUGUCGCCAUUGAGCCCGAGAUGGUUUCUCGCAUGACGCAAUUUUUCGUCGAAUUGGAUGGACAGAAAAAGCAGUCCAAAUCAAAGGUCAAGAAUAGUCAGCGGUUACUAUCUUACGCAUUCGAGGGCAAGUGCGUGAGCAUAUUGAGACUUUUGCUUUUCACAAAUCUUUUUGAUUUCAACGAUACUUUGAAAAAUGGCAGAAGAACUCCUUUGAGUUGGUUGAGUUGGUCAAUUCUCAAUCAUGAGCCAGGUCUCGUCGAAUUUUUGGUAUCCGAGGCGAAGGUCAACAUACAGGCUGAUAUCAAUAAGGCUGACAGCAUCAAAAAGCCCCUCCUCAGGGCCGCUUUCAGAUCGGAUUAUGAGACCAGCAAACCUCCCGGCAUGACCCGUUCUGGAUGGAGAGAGGCAGACAGACGCAUUUUGGAUACAUUGCUGCGGCAAGAUUCACUGGAUCUGAAGUACCAAGAUGAAAAUGGCAUGAAUGCCGUUCAUUGGGCAGCCCUGGCGAAUGAUGAAUCAUCGCUGGAACGUCUUAUCAAACGCGGAUUCGACUACGAACAUUGUGACUCCACCGGACGGGACCCGCUGUCUCAUGCUGUCGAACACGGUCAUGUCAACAUUGUGAAGGCUUUGCUUGAGAUAGAGGGAAUCGAAGUUGACAGGCGUGAUCAAUCAGGAAGAACCCCGCUCAUAUGGGCUGUGGCAGGCGAUGCGGGUCAUCCAAUCGAACGAACAAUGUCAGUGAUUGAAGAGCUGUUCAGGACAAACAGAGUCGACUUCAAUGCCCAAGACAGAGACCUCAACUCUGCUUUGGCCAGUGCAGUUCGGAGAGUUAACCCAUGGGGAGUUGAAGUUCUGCUGAACUUCGAAUCGGUAGAUGUCAACAGCAGAGACCUGUACGGACGGACACCACUGAUUGCGGCAAUCAUUAGCAGAACGAACACAGCCAUCAUCAAAAAUCUUCUAGGUUGUGACAGAGUAGAUGUUGAUGCCCAAGAUACCGAUGGACGAACAGCCCUUUCCUGGGCUAUUGGACCGUUAAACUUCCCCUGUACUAUGAAAGGCUAUAUUAGUACAUCCUCUGAAGACUGGGUUUCAAAUGUUCAGGCGAAACAUAUUGAGGUGGCCAAACUCUUGCUGGCGUCCCGAACGCCUGAUACUGGUCUGGCCGAUGUCUGGGGCCAUCCACCAACAUGGUGGGAACAGGCCUAUAAGAUCGUUCUUACUGAGCUAGGAAGUGCCAGGUUACAAGAGAAGUUGAGGGCCAGGCCUUCCCUUCAGUCUCUCCUAGAAGACUCCCAUUCUCCACCCGGGGGUGACGCGUUAGUCCAGUAUAUGGAAUUGGAAACCAUCAAAUCCGAAAUGCAACGAUUUCUGGAUGGGAAAGAUAUUCUGAAGAGUCGCGUUCAAUUCGAUUUGAGAUACCAGAAUGUGAAAUUUGGGACAGAUUCGGUGCUUGAAGGAACAGAUAUCAAAAUAAAUAUUUCCCAUGACUUAGACUGAG
This is a messenger RNA of Aspergillus steynii IBT 23096, 4388 nucleotides long. RefSeq lists its product as uncharacterized. Gene Ontology annotation, biological process: nucleoside metabolic process. Bases 113 to 4387 code for a protein of 1424 amino acids. The record is from RefSeq and is a predicted model, not a curated record. Gene Ontology annotation, molecular function: protein binding; catalytic activity. Lineage: Eukaryota; Fungi; Ascomycota; Eurotiomycetes; Eurotiales; Aspergillaceae. The transcript has 2 exons.